Rhododendron vialii is the source of this 1075-nucleotide messenger RNA. Its product is annotated as probable inactive leucine-rich repeat receptor-like protein kinase At3g03770. The record is from RefSeq and is a predicted model, not a curated record. The coding region runs from base 680 to 1075 and encodes 131 amino acids. The transcript has 5 exons. Lineage: Eukaryota; Viridiplantae; Streptophyta; Magnoliopsida; Ericales; Ericaceae.
UCUUUUGCCCAGGGUAUAUUUCUCAAGCAGUAAACUUAGGCUCUGAAGGUAUACCAGUGUGUCAGUUGUUUAGCUUAGAAGAACUAAUGGAAGCUACAAACAACUUCGACAAGUCUUGCAUAACGGGGGAAAGUUCAUAUGGGAAGAUUCACAAAGGAAGACCAGAGAAUGGAGCUCAAGUAGCUGUUAGAUGCCUAACUGUAUCAAAAAAAUAUACUGUCCGGAAUCUUAAACUCAUGUUGGAAUUGCUUGCAAAGCUUCGCCACCCACAUUUGGUUUGCCUCUUGUGUUUCUUCUGCAUCAAUGGCGGUGGAAGAGAUGAAUCUAAUGCAAAUGAAGUCUAUCUCAUAUAUGAAUAUGUGCCAAAUGGGAAUUAUCGUGCACGUCUCUCGGGUAAGCUGAAAUCAUGAAAUAGUAAUAGUUGGAGCCAUAACCCCAAAGUUUGUAACGUAGGUCAAAUAUAUCAAUUGGAUCUGAAUUCUAGCCUAAUUUUCGGAUGGGUUUGCAGAUAAUAGUCCAGAAAAAACUCUCAAAUGGGCAGACAGGUUGUCAGCUCUGACUGGCGUGGCGAAGGCUGUGCACUUCCUACAUACUGAAAUUAUUCCCAGUUUCUUCAACAAUAGGUUGAAAGCAAAUAAUAUACUCCUGAACGAGCAUCUGAUGGCAAAGCUUAGAGACUAUGGGGCUGUCUAUUGUUAUUGCAGAAGAUGAAGAUCAUAAUGAGGCAAAAGGACAGGGUCUUAAUUCAUGGCAAAUGAAAUCCUUAGAGGAUGAUGUGCAUAGCUUUGGGUUCAUAUUACUCGAGUCGUUUGUGGGGCCAACGGUAUCUGCAAGAAGGGAAGCAUUUCUGCAGAAUGAAAUGGUGUCGUUCCGUAGCCAGGAAGGGCGGGGGCGGAUAGUGGAUCCGCUUGUGCUUUCCUCUUGCUCACAAGAAUCGUUGAUGAUCUUUAUCGACAUAACAAGCAAAUGCCUUUCUCCUGAUUCAUCGACUCCUCCAUCUUUUGAGGAUGCUCUCUGGAACUUGCAGUAUGCAGCCCAAGUACAGGCAAAUGCUGAUGGUGACCAAAGAUCUUAA